Messenger RNA from Entamoeba dispar SAW760, 1059 nucleotides. RefSeq lists its product as uncharacterized. The record is from RefSeq and is a predicted model, not a curated record. NCBI's taxonomy places the organism in Eukaryota, Evosea, Mastigamoebida, Endamoebidae. The coding region runs from base 1 to 1059 and encodes 352 amino acids. The transcript has a single exon. Gene Ontology annotation, biological process: phosphatidylcholine biosynthetic process.
AUGUCUACUUCUUCUGAAGAGAAAUAUCAAAGAGAAUUCCAACGUCAAUACAUUUCUCGUUUAAUGGAUAAACAUGGGCUAUCUUUUAUUGACAAAUACCAAAACAAAUUAAAUAAAUUAAUGGAAUCAGAACCAUUUUUAAAGACAUUAGAUAAAGUUUCAUUUGUUUGUGGUGUAUUAACAUUAUUACUUACUCAACAUAUAUUGUCAGCACUUCCCCAAUUUAUGCCAUAUUAUUAUGUUAUUUUAAUUUUUCCAUUAUUAGGAGCUCGUUAUUUUAUUUACAAAAAGAAUGGAUGGCAAUAUUUUAUGAUUGACUUUUGUUAUUUCUGUCAAAUUAUAACUCUACUUUGUAUUUUUUCUUUAAAUACUGAAUACAUUUCACCAUUAUUCCAAAUAGCUUUUGUAUUUUCUCAUGGUCCUUUGUUAACAGCAAUUCCAAUGUGGAGAAAUUCAUUAGUAUUUCAUGACUUAGAUCGUUUAACAAGUGUUUAUAUUCAUCUAUUUCCAGGACUAGUAAUUUAUUGUAUUAGAUGGUAUGUAUUAACUACAGUACCACAAUUAACAAUAAUGAAUGGUUUAAUUAUUCCAUCUUUCCUUUAUAUUUUAUGGCAAAUUAUUUAUUUAAUUAUUACAGAAGGAUUUAAAAAAGAAACUAUUAAAAAGAAUCAUUAUAUUACAUCACUUAUUUGGUUAAGUCAAGAACAUCCUCAUCCAGUUUAUCUUUAUUUAUUAAAGAAAGGUUUUAAAGAUAGACCAUUGGUAAUAUUAAUAACUGUUCAAUUUAUUUACACUAUAAUAACUAUUCUUCCUACUUUCAUUUAUUAUCAUUAUCAAUACUUAGAAUUAUUAUGGAUUCUUUUCUGUGUUACUUGGGCUAUUUCAAAUGGAGCUAAUUUUUAUUUUGAAGUAUUUAUUAAAAAAUACUCAAAAAGAGUUGAUGAAAGUGUUAAAGAAUUAAGGAGAUCAGAGUCAAAUACUUCUAUUCAAACUCCUAAAAUUUUAGAUGAAAGAUCUACUUCUCCAAAUGCAUUAUCAGAAACAAGUGAUGCAGAAUAA